Molecule: messenger RNA, 1824 nt
Organism: Aspergillus sclerotioniger CBS 115572
Lineage: Eukaryota; Fungi; Ascomycota; Eurotiomycetes; Eurotiales; Aspergillaceae
Product: putative transcription factor Rap1
Exons: 4
Coding region: 1-1338 (445 amino acids)
Biological process (GO): regulation of DNA-templated transcription; telomere maintenance via telomere lengthening
Cellular component (GO): shelterin complex
Molecular function (GO): telomeric repeat DNA binding
Source: RefSeq, a predicted model, not a curated record
AUGGCUGGGACAAGCGCUAAAGAGGAUGGUGCUACAAGCGAAGCAAGUCCAUCUCUCUUCCAAGGGAAACAAUUCUGGUUGUCGCACAACAUUCCCCAAAGGAACCGGUUCAAGGAAAUUAUUGAGCUGAUUUGCUUAUGGCAACAUGGUGGCAUCAUACGGUUACAUGAGAAGGAUGCGGACAUCAGAUUGGUCGAUCACAAGAGGAAGAACCUGCCUUCUGACGCGUACUCGUUCAGAUUUGUCGAAGACUCAUAUCGCAAAGGAAAGUUGCAAAAUUUAGAAAGCUACAGAGCUGGACCUUCUGCAGCACGCCCGGUAGGGGCUACUAAUAUUCCCACAAGAGGACAUAAAGUCUACUAUACUCUCGAAGAUGACCAACUCCUCUGGGACUGGAUGCAACGUUACGAGCAAAAUCCAAAGGCAUCUAUAAGAGGCAACAAGAUAUAUCAAGAACUGGAAGCAAAGAAUCCUAGACACACUUUUCAGUCCUAUCGAGAUCGAUAUCUGAAGAAGCUCAAAGGGCAUCCAAGACCAGGUGGUAUGCCAGCACCCACGGGCCCACCUGCAUUUAAAAAGGACCCCACCGCAACUCCACCUGCUCGCGCGCCUCGAUCUGAGUCUCGCGAUAGGUCCCCCGGGGGUCCCGAAUCUACUGCUAUCAAAGGGAACGAAAAGAAAAGGAAGCGAUCUUCAGGACCAAAUACGCCAGAUGAAGAGCGAGCUGACAGGGUCAACGAGCCAAAUUCGAAGAGAAGGGCCAUCGAUGUUAACAACAACCUCCCGGACCCUUUUGUCUCCCAUGUUGAAGCAGGAAAGGCUGCAAAAUCACAGGACAUGCCGCCUCCCUCAACACCACGCAAUAUUCAGAAACAAAAAUUGAAAGCAAACGAGACAGGACAACGUGGGGUGCCUAAAGAACAGCAACCUUUAGCUCAGAGUCCUUCUCUAGCGGGCACCUUGUUGCUAGAGCUUCCCUUCUUGCCAUCGGAUGAUGAGCCGGAAGAGGACGAAUCUGAGCAGGACAUUGACACGUGGAUCGAUGAUCGUCUCCGAACGGGAAAAGCGAGCAGUGAGGAACAGAUACUCGAAGCGUUGCGGUGCACUAGUAUGGAUCCACAUUUAGCUGACAAGGUCCUGGCUUUCUUGGUAGAUGGAAAAGCCGUACCGGAUAAUAUGCCAGGGGUAUGGACUCCUGAGGACGACAAGUGUGUGGAGGGAAGUGAGACUCGAGGCAUUCAACGAGUCAUGGAGAAGCAUGGCUCGGAGGCCUUCAAUUCCCGAUGGGAAUACCUUAGCAUGGCCAGAGCCGCUGGUCUUGUAGAUACCCACAAAUAGAAUUGUCGCAAAUUGGACAGUUCAGGGACGCGAACUAAAGUACAUGAAGACUAGGACGCCCAAGACGAGACACAAGGAGAGAAAGAUCUGGAAACAAAAAUUGAUACCAAAAGUAAAGGAAUGGUGUGCACAGGCUCAUGGAGGCCUGGAGCUACUGAUCCAAACCCCAUUAUGUUCCUCAUCGGUUCUUCUUCGCAGGAGACCCCGAUCGCAGUCCAGGUCAGGACCAUUGCUCCAAAGGGCAUUAUCUUACAGAUAGGAUAGAUAAAACCCGGUGGUAAAACUCCACCAAAACACCCUAUAUGCGUAAUCCUUCAACUAUUUGGCAGAUAAGCCUAUCGUAAAUUAGAAGAUGAUAGAUGAGAAUCCCGGGCUCUAAAAAAAAAAACCGACAGGCCCAACUUGACUGAGCUGGUGUUUCAACCAUCUUUGAAGACCCUUUUGUGAAAUGUUAGGUAAAGUUUCCAUUAUGUGGUAGUGAAGGAG